CUCCAAUAUGGCGUCUUCCACGACUUCUUUUUCCGUCUCAAGACAGCUAACCCAGGAAGCUUAGCGGUCACAUGCCCAGACGUCAUGUUCAAUAUUAACACCAGGAAAGUAGACGACGAGUCUUAUGUUGAACUUGCUAAGAAAUGGGAUAUCAAGAAAUGGGUAGAGUCARAUGGUCAAGUAAGGUGGUACGGCUGUAGACGUGGGUACCGGCACAAUCAGGGGACAUCUAAAUGUAGUUUAACCAAAGGUCUUGGUAACCCACCUUGUGAACUCGAGAAUCUUGCUGAUGCUAUCAAAUUUAUCAUGAGAGAGUGCGAAAAAGCAGGCUUGUUUUGUGAAUUACAAGAAGGGACGCUACUAGGUGCUGUCAAAUUUAACAAAGUCCUUCCCUGGGAGAGAGACGCCGAUAUAACAUUUCUGACAGCAAACUAUACCGCAUUCAAGAAUCUCAUGAGACCAAAGCUUAUCGAACAGGGCUAUUCUUUGACGACCUAUGAUACGUCUGUGCGGUGCUGUUUGGAAGGGAGGCAGACUGGUGGCCAAUUUCUGAUCGGUACGCCUAGUUUUACUAUAGAAAUGUAUGGACAAUACAUGAUGGAAUCAGAAAUACUAGCAGCUAGAGGACAGCCAUCCACCAAGAUCAAUUUCGCCGGAGAGUGGGUGAAUGUGGUUCGUAACCCAGGGUUGUACGCACGUAACCGAUAUGGUCCUAAUCACUUUAGGCAUGCUGAGCACUGGAGGGAUGCAGGGUCUGCCACAGGAUGGGUAUUCUAUAGACCAUCACACUUCACUAAGUGUCCUACUCCUGGUCAUUCUGCAUGUUUGGAUCAGUAUCCAGCUGAUGGCAACAUACAGUUCAGUGAUUACACUACACUAUAGUCUUGUUGUCAUGGUUACUCUCAGGGUUACUAUAGCCUUGUUGUCGUGGUUACUCUCAGGUUUACCAUAGCCUUGUUGUCAUGGUCACUCUCAGAGUUACCAAAUCCUUGUUGUCGUGGUUACUCUCAGAGCUACCAUAGCCUUGUUGUUAUGGUUACUCUCAGGGUUACCAUAGCCUUGUUGUCAUGGUUACCGUCAUGUAUCUAUGUUACUGAUAUAAACCUAAAGGAAGAAAUACUUCACUUGGACUACCUGUGAUGAAAUUUCUGACAAGUUACAGAAAAAAAAAUUUUUUUUUGUUCGACACCGUUUGAGAGGAUGCCCGACGCAAGCGGUAUAAGCUCACGAACUUCUCGAGAUUUUCUCACGAUUAUUUAAUUUGAAUUGUUCGAAGGAUAUUCGGAGGGAAGAGCCUGCGUUUUUAACUCAGCGGCACAAAGCCCAUGCGCUUAAGAGACCAAAGACCGAUUUCUACCACCAUAAAUCAAACUGCUGCAUGGCAAACUCGUUGAUACCCUCUGAAUCCUACUUGCAAUCUUAAGUAAUUGGAUUCCCUGUGUUCUUCCCGCUAAAAAGAGCGUUGCGUUAUGCAUAUUAAAUAUACGUCAUAUCUUGACAUUGAUGUGGCAUGUGAAAAACUAUUUACUUGGAUUACACUGUAAAAUAGGCGUCGGAAUAUUUGUUUAGAAAUUUUUUUCGACUUUUCUUCAUUUAAAUCUGUUUCUUGAUAAGACUGAUAGACCAAUAAAUCCUAAGAAUAUUGUGAA
Molecule: messenger RNA, 1649 nt
Organism: Actinia tenebrosa (Australian red waratah sea anemone)
Lineage: Eukaryota; Metazoa; Cnidaria; Anthozoa; Actiniaria; Actiniidae
Source: RefSeq, a predicted model, not a curated record